AUGUACAACAUGAGCGCGGCCAGCAUUCUUGAGCUGCAAACGUGGAUCGUUUACCAGCGCAUCGCUGCCGAGUGUGCGAACUGUUUGUUUAUGACGGAUAAUGCCUUCAAAGCGAAGGAUAUUGGGUUGCGGGCCCAGAAGAAAAUCCUCUCACGGAUGGCAAGCAAAAAUGUAGCCAAAGUAUUUAUCGAUGGUACGACCGCAUCCCUGCUGGACAAUGUUUACCGACUGGUGAAAGUACAUACUGGCAGCAAAAAGGAUGCCGAACGGUUGGUGAAGAACAUUAUUAAAAUCGUGAUCAAAAUUGCGGUACUGCACCGUAACGGACAGCUGAACGCGGAAGAGCUACGGCAGGCGGAUCGGUUCCGCAUCAAGUUCCAAACGCUCCAGAUGGCGAUCCUCUCCUUCUACGAGGUGGACUACAGCUUUGAUUUGAACUAUCUGCAGAAAUCGCUGGCCGACUGCCGGAGCCUGUUGCGGUCGUGUGUGGUGCGCCAUCUGACGGACAAAUCGCUGGGCCGCAUUGACGAGGUGUUUGACACGUUCGCGGAUUCCGCCCUGCUCGAGACGGCCUUCCGGCAGGACUCCCCGUACCGGGAGAUAAUGGACAAGAUUGUGGUCGAUCUGAACAAAGCGAUGGAAAAUGGAGAUAUUUAA
Molecule: messenger RNA, 657 nt
Organism: Anopheles marshallii
Lineage: Eukaryota; Metazoa; Arthropoda; Insecta; Diptera; Culicidae
Gene: sigmar
Product: tumor necrosis factor alpha-induced protein 8-like protein
Exons: 3
Coding region: 1-657 (218 amino acids)
Biological process (GO): regulation of apoptotic process
Cellular component (GO): cytoplasm
Source: RefSeq, a predicted model, not a curated record